UGGGUGGGGGGUUAAGUGAAGAGAGAUGGAGAGAGGACAAGCCACAGCUCGGCCGGAUUUGAGAAGGCUCUUCUCGGCUUGUGAUGUGAACCGGUCGGGGCUGAUCGAGUUGGAGGACUUCACCAGUCUGUGUCGGGACCUGAACGUCGGUCAGUCCCAGAUCCACCCACUGUUCCAGAGGUUGGACGUGGACCGCGACGGCUCCAUCAACUUCAGCGACUUCGCCGCCGGCUUCGAGGAGUUCUCGGAGAUCUACGACCUCUCCUCUCUGGCAGCCGCGGAGGGUUCGCAGUUUGCGCCGCCGUUCGCUUGCGAUGAGUUGGAGGAGCGGUUCGGGAAGGAGGUGCGGUACCUGCGCAGCCGGGAGAAGCUAGCUGAUUUCUACCAACAAAUUCGUCUGCAUACUGAUCGUGGUAUGGUUCAAGAGUGUGAUCAAUUGGUCAUCGCUUUGAUAAAAGACAAUAAGAUCCAGAUCACAGAGUCGGAGAAGUUGGAAUUGAUGCUGAAAAGAACGGUGGAAAAGGCCACGGCACAGUUGGUUGAAAUGGAUGAAGACAUGCAAUAUCAGGCAACCAGACUGGAGGAGAAAAUCCGAGCAGAGGAGCAGUCAAAACUGGAGGCAAAAGUGGUAGAGGUGCAGAAACAACAUGAAGCUGAAGUGACUGAUCUGCAGGCCGUCAUUGACCGGAUGAAAAAGUUUGAAGACGAGUUCUGGCAAUCGAAUUCCAGAGGUGACAUUACUGUACUGAAGCAACAACUGGAUGAAUUGAAUCAGGAAAAUUCGCAUUUAAGAAGCUCCCUUCUUGAGAACCGAACCAAUUACUCCAUCCUUCAAGUUGAAUUGGACAAAGUUAAAAAUGAUCUUGCAGCUCACCACCUUGAUGAGCAACGAACAAAGGAAGUGAUGGAGAAACUAACUGAAGAGAACCAGGCAUUUUCAAGUCAAUUACAGAUGCUUCAAGAAGCCAAUUCAAUUCUUUACGAUAGCAAUGAUGGGUUGAGAACUGCGUUGGAGUCUAAUCCUGGUCUAAAGAAAAAGAAGCAUUCCCCAGAUGAACCCUUGGUGACAAGGGUGAAGUUGCAACAGGAAAAUGGAACGCCAGUCAUCAGCUACAGCAGCUACAAUGGUGAUCAAGAGUCUAUGGAGGAUGAUGAGGAAAAAUACAAAUUGAGAGACAGAAUUUCUGACGUGGAAAUCUGGGCCAAUUGUCUGGACAGACAUGGGUCAAAGUUGGAUUCGUAUUCAGAUGCUGAUUAUGACAGUGACUGCAGUGAUGGGUCUCAGCAGACAAUGCAAUACAGCUAUUCGUGUGUACUAUCAGACAGUGAGAGAUCUGAAACUGAUACAGAUAGACUGUCUCGCCCGAUCAGCCGCUGCAGCUCUACAGCAUCUUCCAGAAGACGCCUCCCAGCAUUCUCACCACAGAAAAGGGGAGGUAUGGCAGAUCAUAUCCAAACAGAUGGUCCACUCUAUAGGCUUGUCCUUGCAGGAGAUGCUGGUUCAGGGAAGUCUAGCUUUCUACAACGUCUCUGUAUGAAUGAGUUCAAAGGAGAUAUUCCUACAACAUUGGGAGUGGAUUUUCAAGUCAAAAAACUGUUAGUUGAUGGUGAAGUUACCACAUUACAGAUAUGGGACACAGCUGGUCAGGAGAGGUUUCGCAGCAUUGCUAAAUCUUAUUUCCGAAAAGCUAAUGGUGUAUUAUUACUAUAUGACGUGACUUCACAGAAUAGUUUCCUGAAUGUCCGGGAGUGGAUUGACGAAGUUAAGAAUGCUACUGAUACACCGGUACCAAUCAUUUUAAUUGGGAAUAAAACAGACUUGAGAAAUGAAAUGCCUAAAACAAAGUCCGAUAGUGUAUUCCCAGCUCAUGGAGAAAAGCUCGCUAUGGCCUACAAUGCAUUGUUUUGUGAAACAAGUGCUAAAGAUGGGACCAAUGUUGUGGAGGCUGUUCUGCAUUUGGCCAGAGAAGCUAAAAAGAAUGCAAAAGAUAGAAAUGAUGCUGAAUCUACAACCAAGCUACCACUGAACAAACCUGCAAUAGCCUUGAACAAUUGUUGCAAAACAUAGAACGCUAAUGGACUGAGUUCCAUUCAAAACAACUUUUCACAAGAUUUGUGAUUUUUGAAAUUAAUCACAAAUGCCUUUUUUUUUUACAAACUAUUGCUCAUGUGAGAGCAGCACUUGCAUCACUAUUUUUAUUGCUGAUAUGUUUGGCAGAUGAAACUUUAUUUAUCUGAGGUACUUUGCUUUAAAUGUUUAUGUGUAUAUAUUUGAAAUAAAACACUGAUUUAUUUACUUUGUCACUUUAUUAAAGGGAACACCUUUCUUUCUUUAAGAAAAACUAUGUAAACUAAAACACUAUUAAAAUGAAGGAUUUUCAAGAAUUCAUGUAUCUAACAGUAAGAGGUAUUGUAGAUUUAAUUUGGAAUUUAAAUAAAGGUUGUGAUAAAC
Callorhinchus milii (elephant shark) is the source of this 2452-nucleotide messenger RNA. RefSeq names its product ras and EF-hand domain-containing protein (gene rasef2). The record is from RefSeq and is a predicted model, not a curated record. Lineage: Eukaryota; Metazoa; Chordata; Chondrichthyes; Chimaeriformes; Callorhinchidae. Bases 26 to 2068 code for a protein of 680 amino acids. Gene Ontology annotation, molecular function: GTP binding; calcium ion binding; GTPase activity. The transcript has 17 exons.